AUGUUGUCCCUCCUCGCUACCGCGUACUUGUUGGCUGCUGCAAGCGCCCAGCAAGUCGGCACCCAACAGACGGAAACUCACCCCAAAUUCACCUGGAGCAAGUGUACCAGCGGUGGCAGCUGCACUAAGACUAAUGCAGAGGUUGUCAUCGACUCUAACUGGCGCUGGCUUCACGGAACCAGCGACACCAAGAACUGCUAUGACGGAAAUGAGUGGACCUCCGUCUGUAGCACUGCUACCGACUGUGCCAGCAAGUGCGCGCUCGAGGGAGCUGAUUACUCCAAGACGUACGGAGCUUCAACCAGUGGCGACGCUUUGACUCUGAAGUUUGUUACGAAGCAUGAGUAUGGCACUAAUAUCGGCUCCCGGUUCUACUUGAUGAACGGUGCUUCCAAGUACCAAAUGUUUACACUCAUGAACAAUGAGUUUGCGUUCGAUGUCGACUUGUCUACUGUUGACUGCGGAUUGAAUGCAGCAUUGUAUUUUGUCGCUAUGGAAGAGGAUGGCGGCAUGAAGAGCUACUCGACCAACAAAGCCGGUGCGAAAUACGGCACGGGAUACUGCGAUGCCCAAUGCGCAAGAGAUCUCAAAUUUGUUGGUGGCAAGGCUAAUAUCGAGGGCUGGAAGCCAUCUUCUAACGACAAGAAUGCCGGUGUCGGACCAAUGGGCGCCUGCUGUGCCGAGAUUGAUGUUUGGGAGUCUAACUCUCACUCAUUCGCCCUGACUCCUCACCCUUGCACUGAUAACAACUACCACGUCUGCACAGAGUCGAAUUGCGGUGGUACAUACUCCGAAGACCGAUUUGCAGGCAAGUGCGAUGCCAACGGAUGCGACUACAACCCCUACCGUAUGGGUAACCAGGACUUCUAUGGCAAGGGCAAGACUCUGGACAGCAGCAAGAAAUUCACGCUUUGGAGUGUUGUGACACAAUUCCAGGAGAGCAAGGUGACACAAUUCUUCGUACAGAACGGAAAGAAGAUCGAGAUUCCGCCACCUAGUGAUAGCAGCAUCUCUUCAAGCAGUGCUAUUACUCCGGACUUCUGCACAAACCAGUUCAAAGCAUUCGGAGAUAGAGACCGCUUCUCUGAGGUUGGCGGGUUCCCGCAGCUCAACAAAGCAUUACAGGUGCCUAUGGUGCUUGUGAUGUCCAUCUGGGAUGACCACUAUGCGAACAUGCUCUGGCUUGACUCUACCUACCCUCCUGAGAAGGCAGGCUCACCUGGAGCUGCCCGUGGUGACUGUGCCCAGGACUCAGGUGUGCCGUCUGAUGUUGAGUCCAAGAUUCCCGACGCCAAGGUGGUUUGGUCGAAUAUCCGCUUUGGGCCCGUUGGCUCCACGGUCAAGGUUUAA
Messenger RNA from Neoarthrinium moseri, 1350 nucleotides. RefSeq lists its product as uncharacterized. NCBI's taxonomy places the organism in Eukaryota, Fungi, Ascomycota, Sordariomycetes, Amphisphaeriales, Apiosporaceae. Gene Ontology annotation, molecular function: hydrolase activity, hydrolyzing O-glycosyl compounds. Bases 1 to 1350 code for a protein of 449 amino acids. Gene Ontology annotation, biological process: carbohydrate metabolic process. The transcript has 6 exons. The record is from RefSeq and is a predicted model, not a curated record.